AUGAUUUAUGAGAAAUCAUCUUUUAUAUCUUCCUCAAAAUAUAAUAGCUCUAGAUAGGAUUACAUGGAUAAUAUAUUGUAAAAAUAAAAUUUUAAUAAUAAAAAGUGACAAUAUUAGUGAUCGAAAUAGUGCAAAUGAUUUAAGAAAACUUGGGGUUAAAAAUAAACAUAAAAAAAAAUUCAAAAGACAUAGCCGAGUUUUUGAUGAUGAUAAUCUUCAAAAAGAGAAACGUGUGUUCAAAUAAAGUUUACAAAAGCUAUAUGAGGAGUCAUUUGUAAAAAAUAUAAUAGAAAACUCAUAUAUAAAAAAAAUAGGCUCAUUAAGUACUUAUCAAGUUUAAGUACUUGAUGAUCUUUAAUUUGGAACAGAUAAAUAAAUAGAUGAUAUUGAUAAUGUAUUUUACAGUUUCUUUUCAAGUUAUUUGGAUAAGAUUUCUGUAAUUUAUCCUUAGAGCAAUUUUAAAAUAUUUUGGAAUACUAUUUAAGUAUUGACAUUCAUUAUUAUAUUCUUUUGGUUACCUUAUAAAUUAGCAUUUGAAACUAAUUAUAUUUCUUAAUUUUAUGAUGUUGAAAAAAAUAUGAAUAUAGAAAUAGCAUUAUUUGGAAUAUGUACAUUUGAUAUAAUAAUAUGUUUGAAUGAGGCUUACAUUCAUUAGGGCAUAAUUAUAAAGUAUAAAUAAACAAAAUAAUUAAGCUAGAGAUAUCAUAUAAUUAUGAAUUAUUUAAAAACUACUGCAAUAGGAGAUAUGAUAAGUGUUUGUGCAUUACUUUAUGAAUUAAUAAUAGUGCAUUAUUAUGAAAAUUAGUUUAUAUCCAUAUAAAUAAUAUUAUGUCUAAUUUUUGGUUUGAUAAAGACUUUUAAGAUGAAAUAAAUUUUUAAUUAGAUUUAGGAAUACUUUAAUAUUAAGGGUGUAUUAAAAGAUUGUUUAUAAAUGACUCAAAUAAUAUGUGGAUUACUUUAUUUUAUACAUUUAAUAGCUUGUAUUUGGCAUGGAUUAGGAUAGCCAAUAAAUAAAAAUACUUGGUUAGAUAUAAAUAAUUUGAGGGGAGCAAAUGAUAGUUUAAGAUAUGCAGAAUCAUUAUAUUGGGCUGCAAUAUAUCUUACAAAUGUAGGUUCAACAGAGAUUAAGAUAGCUAAUAGUGAUGAGAAAUAUUUUGCUGUAGUUAUAUCAUUUCUAUCUUUGUUUAUUAUGAGUGUUAUAAUAGUUUCUUUGGGUUUCUUUUUCCAUAAAUCAUAAAGAAAUUAAAUAUAUUCAGAAUCUAUGAAAUUGAUGAAUAAUUUUAUGUCAAUAAAUAAAAUUGAUUUUAAUUUAUAAGUUAGAAUUAGGAAUUAUUUAGAUUAUAUUUGCAAAGUAAUUUAAUGGAUUCUAAAUUAGGCAGAAUAAUCAAUGAUUGAUGAAAAUGUAUCAAAUAUUAUAAACAAAUUAUCAGAAAGAUUAUAAGCAGAACUGAAACAUCAAUUAAGAGCAUCUAUUUUAGAAUAAUGUGAUUUUAUUAAGAGGAAUUUUUCAUUGAAAUUUUAAUAAGCAUUAGUUCCAUUUAUGGAGGAAAUAAAUACAAUACCUGAAGAGAGAAUAGUUGAAAUGAAUAAUAUUGAUGAUUGUUCAAUAUAUAUAAUUAAUAAGGGAGAAAUGGAAGUAGUUUUUGAAGCUAAAAAUAAGAUGAAUGUUAAAUUUAAGAGAAAUAAUAUAAAAGUAUUAGAAGUAUUAAUUGAUUUUUUUUGAUUUAGAGAAAGGAGAAUAUUUUGGUUUUUAUAGUUUUAUUACAAAUCAAGCUAGAACAGCAACAGUUGUAAGUAAAGGAUUUGGAAAACUAUUUAAAAUAUCCAGAGAUAAUUUUGUAAAUCUUUUAGAUUAAUUUCCUGAUGAAAGAGAAAUAUUUUAUAUGAUUAAAGAUAAAGUGAUAAUAAAUUAAGAUUUAUCAGAUUUACAAAUAAAAUGUUAUGGUUGUAAAUCGAAUUUUCAUAUGGUAAAUUAUUGUCCAAUUUUACAUUUUAAUCCAAAUUAAGAUAGAGUAAUAAAAUAAUCACUUUAUCCGCAUUAAUAGGAACGAGAUGAUCCAUAUUAGUAAAUAUAAAUUGAUAAUUUUAAGACCAAGAAAAUCUAAGUUUAUAAAUGCUUUAUUACAGCAAUAAAUAAUAGAAUAAAUAGCAAAAGAAUAUUAAAUGUAAAUGUUUUAAGAAGAAACUUAGGAAGGUACAUAAGCAACACAUAUUCUAUUAUAAGAUGAUGCAUCUGAUACUGACAGUCGAAGUAUUAUUUAAUGAUUAAGUUUAGCAUAUUCAUAGAUGAGAACAAGAUCUGUAUCUAGAGCAAAUACUCACUCUAUAAUAUCUAUGUAAUAAUAAUCAUCUAAUUAUAAACUUAAUUAACCUCAUAUGCCAUAAUAAAUGGUAGUUUAAUAAGGGAAUCUUCUACCUUAAGUUGAUGAAGAUGAAGUUGAAAUGAUAGAAGAUUAAGAAGUAUAUCCUAACUUUGAUGAAUAAAUGAACAAUAGAAAAGAAUUUAAUAGAAAAAAUGAUCCUAAACAUACUGUAGAAACUGCAGGUUUUGGUAAUUAAUUUAACAAAGUUUCUAAUCAUGAUUAAGAUCUAUAAAAUUCUAUUGAAUCAGAGGAAGAAGAUGAAUAUCAAGAAGAAUCAAAUGAUUAGCCAUAAUAAUAAAUGGCUAAAUCAAUUUCUAAAGGAUCUCAAAGUCCAUAAAAUUCUGUUAACUAAACAAAAAAUAUCUAAUAAAUGGCACAGAAAGUUACCUUUAUUAAUUAAUCUUCAACAUAAUAAUAAACAAAUGGAACUUCAUCUAAUGUUAGACCUCGAACUUCUAUCAAAAGAGCAACUACUCGAACAAAUAAUACUGCCAUUAUUUUUGAUAAUGUUUUAGCAGCACUCUAAGAAAAUUAAAAUUUUAUUAUUUAAUUUGUAAAUUAUUAUACAUAUAUAGCCUAUUAUUACAUUUCCAUCUCUUGGAGAUUUUGAUAAAAUUAUGUCCUUUAGAAAAUAUUUCCCUUAGCAUAACAUCUCUGCUGUUUUGAAGCUUGUUCACAGAUAACAAAAAUAAAUUGAUCAUUUCCCAAUUUUCUCCCUUUACUCUUUUAUCUAUACAGCUAUCUGUAGAGGAAAAGAUUUAAGAAAAAAGGCAGAACUAGCAAAAUAAUAGUAAAAACAUGUGUUAUAUUUUCCUAAACCUAUUAAUAAACCUUAAAAAUAUUUUAAGUAUUAUUUUAUUAUAAACUUAUAGGAAAUAAAUUACUUAAAGAUAGGUUUGA
Messenger RNA from Paramecium sonneborni, 3263 nucleotides. Lineage: Eukaryota; Ciliophora; Oligohymenophorea; Peniculida; Parameciidae. The record is from the annotation of a GenBank genome assembly.